Messenger RNA from Paramecium sonneborni, 603 nucleotides. The record is from the annotation of a GenBank genome assembly. Lineage: Eukaryota; Ciliophora; Oligohymenophorea; Peniculida; Parameciidae.
AUGAUAAUAAUAAAGCAACUUAUUGUUUAAGAAAAGAAGGUUAAUAUAAUGCUUAAGAGUCUUUUCUUGUUUUAUUAUCACUUAGCCUUUAAACUAAGUUGUCUAUAACAAAUAAACUUGGUGUUAUUUAUUAAAGGAUUAAUCAUCGAAUAUUUGUGCCUUUUAAACUGGAGAUAAUAAUUUUAAGCAGAGUACUUGCGAAUUAAAAUUACUCUAUAAUCAUAAAGCGAUUGUGACUUAUAUUUAUCAGAGUGUCAAUUUUACAAAAGCUACUGUAAUACAAAAACAACACUUUGUAAUUCAUAUGCAAUUACUUCUACUAUUGCUGAUAAAAUUGCAUUUUUACGAAUUUUAAAAAUACAUCAAAUUAAUAUUGUGGAUAUGUAAGUGAAAUUAUUAUUGAUAUUAUUAAUUGAUAUUGGAUAUUUAUUGUUAAGCAAGAAAAUCUUAAGAUGGAUAUGUUUGUACUUAUGCUAGUAGAAUUUAUUGUUCAUAAAUAUAUGCACCUUUUUGUUAUACAUUUGUCACAGUAUCAAUGAGAUUUUCCUUUAAUUGUUCAUAUUCGGAUACAUGCUAUUUGAGUUCGAAUUUAAAUACUUGUGA